AUGAGUGGCUACAUGGACGACGUCGAGCCCAUCGCCGUGUCGGGCCCCGGCGCAGGCGGCGGCGCCUGGGCGCGCUCCGGCUCCACCUCGUCGCUCGGCAAGCGCACGCGCACCGACUCGCCCGGCCUCGGCGCCUCGUCGCUGCGCGGCACGGGCUCGGCGGCCGGCACGCCGGGGCCCUCAGGCAGCACCAGUGGCGGUGGCGGUGCGGCGGCGCCGGUGCGGCCACGCACGCCCGAGCCCGACGAGGACAUCGACAUGCGCGACGCAGACACGCAGAUGUGGCUGGUGCGCGUGCCGCGCUUCCUCAAGGAGACGUGGAGCAGCGUCAGCGAGCCCGAUGCGAAGCUCGGCUUCGUGCGUGUGUACGACCAAGACGAGCGCGGGCACCAGCGCAUGGAGCUGCACCUUGACAAGUCUGCCGUCGAGUCGAAGGGCAGCGGCGGGCGCUUCUCGAGCAUCCCGCAGCAGUACGAGCUGCACAUGGCGCGCGACGCCGACGAGCAGCCGCGGCAGACGCAGAACGUGUUUGCGUUCCGGGAGUGGGAGGAGAAGCGCGACGGCGGCUCGGUGAAGGACCUGGAUGAGGACAGCGACGACGAGACAACGGAGGAGAGCGAGCGCAAGUCACGGCGGCGGACUGCCCUUGCUGGCGGCGUCAUCAACGAGGUCUUUGCGCGGCCGUCCAUCGUGGCGCGGCCAACAGGCGCUGUGGCGGCUGCGGGCAGCGGUCCGGCAGGCAUCACGCCCGAGUACCGUGCGCUGCUGCGCCAGCGCCGCAUCGACGCGGCCAAGCCGAAGAGCAGCGUCGUGAUGCUCAACCCGAACAACACGGCCGAGAACAACAUGCUCGCGGCCGGUGUGACGGGACACGCCAAGGGCAAGCGCGAGGCGUUCAUCGCCACGAAGCAGAAGCCGACCAAGUCGACGGAGAAGUUCGCGCGCAUGCCCAAGAACGAGCUGCUCGACCUGCUCAUGACGAGCUUCGACCGCUACCCGUACUGGUCCCUCAAGGCGCUGCGGCAGGAGACGCAGCAGCCCGAGGCAUACCUCAAGGACGUGCUGAGCACCAUCGGCGACCUGCACAAGCGCGGCCCCUACACCGGCAACUGGUCGCUGAAGUCAGAGUUCCGCGAUGCGCCGCGCGAGAAGGCGGCGCCGCCUGUGCAGGCGUCGGGCAGCACGCAGCCAGCAGCGGCUACGCCUGCCAAGUCUGCGGCGGAAGACGAUGGAGCAGACGACGAUGACGAUGAUGACGACGAUGGAGAGGACUUUGAUGAGGUGAUCUGAGCUGAGCGGCACCAGGGCUUCGCAAUGUCAUAGACUCGCUUC
Tilletiopsis washingtonensis is the source of this 1332-nucleotide messenger RNA. RefSeq lists its product as hypothetical. The coding region runs from base 1 to 1290 and encodes 429 amino acids. Gene Ontology annotation, cellular component: transcription factor TFIIF complex. Lineage: Eukaryota; Fungi; Basidiomycota; Exobasidiomycetes; Entylomatales. The record is from RefSeq and is a predicted model, not a curated record. Gene Ontology annotation, biological process: transcription initiation at RNA polymerase II promoter; transcription by RNA polymerase II. The transcript is spliced from 4 exons.